GGACCCGAACGCCACAGCGUCGUCUCUGAAUCCUGAUCACCGUCGCGAGCGGCAUCCGAAACCAAUGGCGCUCCUCUCGCCGAGCCCGCGCGCGCUCUACGUGCGGGAGGCCGCGGCGGCGGCGGCCUCGCCGCACCCGCACUCCUCAGCCUCUUCCUCGACCGUCGGCGGCGGGGCGGCCGGCCGGGGAGGCCUGUUGUGGCUGUGGCGCGGGACGGAGAGGAGGAGGAGGAGGGAGGCGGCCAGGACGGAGGCCUACUUCUGGGACGUGUCGAAGCCGGUGGAGAUGGAGGAGAUCGACAGCAUGGAGAAGCUUGACGACGCGCUCCAGUGGUCCGUCGAGAACAAGCAGCCCGUCGUCAUCGACUGGAUGACUAGUUGGUGUCGGAAAUGCAUUUACCUGAAGCCCGGACUGGAGAAGAUAGCAGGAGAAUAUCUAGGAGUCAGGUUUUACUUUGUUGAUGUCAAUAAAGUUCCACAAGCCGUGGUAAAAAGAGGGAAUAUAACUGUAAGUCAUCAAGUUCCAGAUUAUCUUCACAUUAUACAAAAGCCAACAACUAGUAUAUUCACAAGAAGAAAGAGCAAACGUGGUGUAAAGAACCAAAUAGUCCAGUGUUCAAAUUCAAUUCAAUCAAUAUAUCUACAGGAUUUCAGCUAA
Molecule: messenger RNA, 658 nt
Organism: Phragmites australis (common reed)
Lineage: Eukaryota; Viridiplantae; Streptophyta; Magnoliopsida; Poales; Poaceae
Product: thioredoxin-like 3-1, chloroplastic
Exons: 3
Coding region: 65-658 (197 amino acids)
Cellular component (GO): chloroplast stroma
Source: RefSeq, a predicted model, not a curated record